GAUGAACACCUCGCAGUUCGACUCCCUCCUUGGGACAUCUUACGUCCCAGAUGACGACGAAAUACUCCAGGUCAAGUCCCUGAUAUCUGAGGAAGGCAGAGAGCUAGAAAAAAUAGAUGCGGAAAUGUCGAAAAUAAUGGCAUCCUACAUCAAGCUGAAGAAAAGCCGCGAACGAAUCAGAGCGAAUAUCGAGCCAUACCAGCAGUUUAUCUCAUUAUCAAGACGCCUUCCGGAUUACAUUCUUCAGCAGAUCUUUCUUUCCUGCUUGCCAGAACAAUAUGGUGGCGGCAGCUCGCUUUAUCAACGCCUUUAUUGUGGGCGUCCUUCUGUCCCCGUCCCCCUUCCCUCUUACUCCUACGGCAAUGAAGAGGAACAGAUGCCCCCCGAGGAUGCUGCUUUAACCGUCACCGUCGCACGCGUCAAGGCAAUCCAAGACUGGGGUCAGAGGGCCCAGCAGUGUCCCCUUGCGAUUACUCUGAGGAACGAGCUGAGCUAUAACUCAGACGGACAAGCCUAUUAUGACCGGUUAUUGUCUGCGAUCCUCUCUCUUUCGAAGCGUUGGAAACAUUUGGCAAUCUUUGCCACGGUUCCACAGAUCCAGCGAGUCGUGGCUAUAUCGCAAUCACAAGCUCCGAAUUUGGAGUCACUGACCGUGGCUGCCAACACUUCGCAGGAGGACGAAAAUAUGCAAGUCCCCUUCGACAACCCCGAGCUUUUCAAAUCGACUGCCCUACGACGCCUUACUUUCCGAGCAUCAUACGGAAAUAUCCGCAUCAUGCCAAUCUCCUGGUCGACGUUAACCCAUAUCUCUGUAUUAGAAGGUUAUGCUUGCAAGAUACAUUCAGUAGACGACAUUGCCUACAUAUUGACAGCUUGUAAGCGUCUCAUUUCCUUCUCGUUCGAUAUGGGUGUAUUUCAUCAGUACGAUGAGCUACACACGAGCAGCCCACGCGAUAUGCCCGUUAUCUCCUUGCCUCAUUUGCAGCAUAUCCAUCUCCGUACCGGUCACCACGUCACUGGAGACGCACCUGCAGCAGGCCUCCCUCUGGAUGUUCCCGCUAUCCAAGAAGUCAGUUACUGUUUCGCCCAAUCGCUAACUCGAUCGUCCCCUCUCCACUUCUGGCUCGAAACCUCCUUCGGUCGUCUUCACACUCUCGAAACAAGCUACACCCUCUUCCAGCAGAGCAGGACGACUUUCUUGCCUCCCUUCAUCUCUGUCCCAAUCUUGAAGCGCUA
Molecule: messenger RNA, 1236 nt
Organism: Cyclocybe aegerita
Lineage: Eukaryota; Fungi; Basidiomycota; Agaricomycetes; Agaricales; Hemipholiotaceae
Source: the annotation of a GenBank genome assembly